GGGUGUUUUUCGUUUGUAUAGUCAAACAAAUCCCGCGUUCCAAAAUGGGGGCGUCAAACCGUAGUACGCAAGUGGCUCUUUGCAUUUCCGCGAUUUCAUUUCUGCUUUUUAUUAUUGCGUUUUCAACCCCCUAUUGGUUGGUUACAGAUGGUCGUUUAGAAAAGCCACGCUUUACCAAUCUAGGGCUAUGGGAAGUGUGCUUCAACGAUUUUCAGGAUAUUCACCGUUUCUACGACAACCCUUUCAAUGGAUGCAUGUGGGUCUUUGAAGAGGAAUACUACAUCAUUCAUGAUUUUCUACUACCGGGAUUCUAUAUAGCGGUGCAGCUAUUUGCAACGCUGUGCUUCGUCAUGUGCCUUAUUGGCCUUCCCCUUACACUGGCCUUUUUACGGACUUCUCGCGACGAUGAUAGAUAUGUUGUGCUGCUACUGACCAUUGGAACUUGCCAAGUGUUGGGCUCAAUUUUCGGAUUUAUUGCCGUGGUCAUUUUCGGUGCCAAGGGAGACUCUCGUGACUGGAUGCCUGGAUGGCAGAACAAUGACAUGGGCUGGUCUUUCGCGUUGGGCGUGGUUGGCGCUGUGUUGUUGCUACCUGGAGGAAUACUUUACAUGAUUGAAGCUCGACGCGAGCGCUACAAGCGCCUCAACGAAAUAAGUAACCGAGAAUAUGGAGAUGACUACUAUCAGCACCAGGCAAACGUCGCGACGACCCCCACUGCUCCAUCACCGUCUCAAUCUUACUUUGCACCAGAGCCAAGCCGCCCACGUCGUCCUCAGCCUGGACGUACACCAAAUACCCAGCCACAGGGAGGAAUCCAAACAGAUAUAUAACCGUUAAAGAGGACUCAACUAAUCUAAACAUAUCAAUUCAUUUUUAGUACCGUGUCUAGAUUAAUAAUAUUAGCUCGAUUAACUCCAGCAAUUAUAUUGUCGCUAGAUGUAAUCAAACAUUAUUGAAACAUCCGUCCAUUAAUGCUUAUUUUUUCAAAUUUUACUACAAAUAUUUUAAGAACAGAACUUGAAAUAAAU
This is a messenger RNA of Drosophila persimilis, 1028 nucleotides long. RefSeq lists its product as uncharacterized. Gene Ontology annotation, cellular component: septate junction; membrane. The record is from RefSeq and is a predicted model, not a curated record. Gene Ontology annotation, biological process: regulation of tube size, open tracheal system; septate junction assembly. The transcript has a single exon. Bases 45 to 830 code for a protein of 261 amino acids. NCBI's taxonomy places the organism in Eukaryota, Metazoa, Arthropoda, Insecta, Diptera, Drosophilidae.